This is a messenger RNA of Diaporthe batatas, 1629 nucleotides long. RefSeq names its product serine/threonine protein kinase SKY1. NCBI's taxonomy places the organism in Eukaryota, Fungi, Ascomycota, Sordariomycetes, Diaporthales, Diaporthaceae. The record is from RefSeq and is a predicted model, not a curated record. Gene Ontology annotation, molecular function: protein kinase activity; ATP binding. The transcript has 5 exons. Bases 1 to 1629 code for a protein of 542 amino acids. Gene Ontology annotation, biological process: regulation of mRNA processing; protein phosphorylation; spliceosomal complex assembly.
AUGACCAUGUUCAAGUCCAAGAACACUCUUCCUCCUUUGCGCGAAACAGACAAGAAGGACCCAAUGUUGAAAACAAGAACCGCCCAGCUCUCCGCCAUGCAGGCAUCACCAACCUCCUCGUCCUCCCCCGAGGACGCCGCCGAGAACACAGCAGACGAGGAGGAUUCCGAGGACUACUGCAAGGGAGGCUACCACCCCGUCUCAAUUGGCGAAAAGUUCAAGGAGGGCAAAUACACCGUCGUGCGCAAGCUGGGCUGGGGCCAUUUCUCCACCGUCUGGCUGUCGCGCGACAACACCACAGGCAAGCAUGUCGCCCUCAAGGUCGUGCGCUCUGCCGCACACUACACAGAGACCGCCAUCGACGAGAUCAAGCUCCUCCAGAAGAUCGUCACCGCGAAGCCCGACCACCCCGGCCGCAAACACGUCGUCAGCCUGCUCGACUCCUUCGAACACAAGGGCCCCAACGGAACACACGUCUGCAUGGUUUUUGAGGUUCUAGGCGAGAACCUGUUGGGCCUCAUCAAGAAAUGGAACCACCGCGGCAUCCCCAUGCCCUUAGUGAAGCAGAUUACCAAACAGGUGCUGCUGGGGCUCGACUAUCUCCACCGGGAGUGCGGCAUCAUCCAUACCGACCUCAAGCCCGAGAACGUAUUGAUCGAGAUCGGUGACGUCGAGCAGAUUGUCAAGAAGGUUGUUAAGAGCGAACCGUCAGAUAAGGAGAACAAUCGCAACGGCCGAAGGAGGCGGAGGACAUUGAUCACUGGCAGCCAGCCAUUACCGUCGCCACUCAACGCGUCCUUCAAUCACAACAAUCUCUUCCCAUCACCCAACUCACACUCCAGCCUCGGCCAGAUGUUGAACGAAGGCAACAAACCAAAAGAAUCAUCACCAACCGACGAGAUCAAGCAGAAGCAGCGGGAAAAGACAGCGGAUCUCCUUACAAAGGAAGUAUCUGGCAUCUCCCUGGACAAGUCUUCAAACUCGUCGUCAUCAUCCACAGGCGAAAAGCGCAAGGCCGAAGACUUUGGUCUAGACGUCAUCAGUGUCAAGAUUGCAGACCUGGGCAACGCCUGCUGGGUAAACCAUCACUUCACAAACGAUAUCCAAACGAGACAAUACCGGUCGCCCGAGGUGAUACUUGGUUCGAAAUGGGGGGCUAGCACGGAUGUGUGGAGCAUGGCUGCAAUGGUCUUCGAACUUAUCACUGGCGACUAUCUCUUCGACCCUCAGUCCGGCACUAAGUAUGGCAAGGACGACGAUCACAUAGCCCAGAUAAUAGAGUUGAUGGGUCCAUUUCCGAAGUCACUGUGUCUAUCGGGCAAGUGGUCGCAAGAGAUAUUCAAUCGUAAGGGCGAGCUCCGCAACAUCCACCGGCUGCGGCACUGGGCGCUUCCUGAUGUCCUGAGGGAGAAGUACCACUUCAAGGAGGAGGAAGCCAAGCGCAUUGCCGACUUUCUGGUGCCCAUGCUGGAGCUCGUUCCGGAGAAGCGAGCCAACGCCGGCGGCAUGGCGGGGCAUGUCUGGCUGGAGGACACGGCAGGGAUGAAGGGUGUCAGGAUCGAGGGACUGGAGGUUGGUUCCCGGGGCGAGGGCAUAGACGGUUGGGCGAACGAAAUCCGGAGGCGAUAG